GGUCCCUGUGACUCGUUGUUUCCUCCACAGCCACACAGUGUCAGCUUUCUGCAAACACCACCUCACUUCUCCUUUGCACCCUGCAACAGGUGGCUGCAGCAGGGACAGCACAGAACAGAACCACCAGCAGCCCCAUGGCCCAGAGCGUGCUCUACGCCGACCUGAGAUUCGCCAAGGGGCCAGGGGGCCACGGCACAACCAGCCAGGUGCUGGAGGCAGCCAGCAUGGACGACACAGACAGCCCCUAUGAGAACGUUGUUCCGGGAUCAGCACCUGUGGGGACAGCAGGGGAAGGGACCCAGCACAGCCCAGGGCACUGGUCCCGGCGGUGCUGUGUCCCUGUGGGGCUUCUGGCAGUCAGCCUGCUGCUGUUGGUGGCCCUGGUGACCCUGGGGACCUGCUACUGGCAGGUGAACCACCAGCUGCAGAACGUAUCCAGGGAGCAGGCCACUGAGCGCGGCCACUUCUCACAGGAGGCACAGGUGUGGAAGCAGAGCCUGAGGCAGACACAGCAGGAGCUGGCAUGGGUGCAAGAGGAGCUGCAGCAAGCAUGGCAGGCGGCCCACCGCAGUCAGCAGGAGCUGGCCAGGCAGGAUGUCGAGCUGGUGCGUGUCUCAGGGGCCCUGAAUGCAACCCAGAAGGAGCUACAGGACGUGCAGGGGAAGCUCAGUGCCAUCGAGCAAGCAGCGAGCAGCCUGCGUGUCUGCCUGAAUGCAGACUGCUGCCCCUCGGGCUGGCUGCUCUACCGUGGCAAGUGUCUCUUCAUCUCGGCGGUGAAGAAGAACUGGUGGGACAGCCAUAGGGAUUGUGUGAAGAAGUCUUCCCAUCUGCUGAUCCAAGAUGAAUGGGAGUCGUGGAUGCUGCCGUUUUUGCAAACAGGUGGUGCCAGGUACUGGAUUGGAGGAAGAUACUGGCCAUCAGAUAUUCAGAAGCUGAAUAAGAAGCCACAUAACAUGGGAGAGCUUACUUACUGUGUAGCAACAGCCUAUGGGAUGAUAGACCAGAAAAACUGCAGAGAGGAUUAUGCAUGGAUCUGUGAGCAAGCCCCAAAUAUGAGCGGUGUAUCAGAGAGCAUCUUUUCUCUGCUUGCUGAAGAGUGACUCUGGCACUCCUCCAUCGCAGGACUUGGAGACAGAAGCUAUGGAUACAAAAGGAAGACAGCCUUCCGGUUGUGCAUGGCACCGUGCUUGUGGCUUGACAUGGUCUGGGGAGGUAGAUGGGGAAAGAGAGUGUUUUACAACUUGCCUGUCUGUUUCUCACACUCACGCCCAUCCUUGAUACUUGACAAUAAAUUCAGGGCCUUCAGCAGUUAAUUCAAA
Lagopus muta (rock ptarmigan) is the source of this 1319-nucleotide messenger RNA. Its product is annotated as B-cell differentiation antigen CD72-like. NCBI's taxonomy places the organism in Eukaryota, Metazoa, Chordata, Aves, Galliformes, Phasianidae. The record is from RefSeq and is a predicted model, not a curated record. Gene Ontology annotation, cellular component: plasma membrane. The transcript has 7 exons. Bases 135 to 1100 code for a protein of 321 amino acids. Gene Ontology annotation, molecular function: transmembrane signaling receptor activity.